This is a messenger RNA of Anarrhichthys ocellatus (wolf-eel), 5054 nucleotides long. RefSeq names its product ganglioside induced differentiation associated protein 1-like 1 (gene gdap1l1). Bases 47 to 1147 code for a protein of 366 amino acids. The transcript has 6 exons. The record is from RefSeq and is a predicted model, not a curated record. Lineage: Eukaryota; Metazoa; Chordata; Actinopteri; Perciformes; Anarhichadidae.
CUCUCCCUCCUCGCUCCUCUCCUCCACACGCACAAAACGCUCUGUCAUGGCGUCUUCCAACAAUGUUACCCCCACCAACUGUAGCUGGUGGCCCAUCUCAGCCAUGGACGAAGACGGCAAAAUCACAGACGGGGAGGUGUGCGAAGAACCGACGGCAGAGACCAAACCCUUCAGUAAAGACAGGCUCGUUUUGUACCACUGGACGCAGUCUUUCACCUCCCAAAAGGUACGUCUAGUCAUUCAUGAGAAGGGUCUGGUCUGCGAGGAGAGGGACGUGAGCAUGCCGCUGCAGGAGCACAAGGAGCCCUGGUUCAUGAGGCUGAACCUGGGUGAGGAGGUGCCCGUCUUCCUCCACGGCGACACCAUCAUCAGUGACUACAAUCAGAUUAUAGAUUACCUGGAGAAACACUUUGUGGGAGACACGGUGGCUCAGCUGGUUCCUGAAGCAGAUUCGCCUCUCCACGACCGUGUGCAGCAGUACCGUCAGCUACUGGACGAUCUGCCUAUGGACGCUUACACACACGGCUGCAUCCUCCAUCCAGAGCUCACCACCGACUCUAUGAUCCCAAAGUACGCCACCGCAGAAAUACGUAGACAUCUGGCUAAUGCUGCAACAGAGCUGAUGAAGUUGGACCAUGAGGAGCCAGAGCUCACAGAACCGUAUCUGUCCAAGCAGAAGAAGCUCAUGGCAAAAAUCUUGGACCACGAUAAUGUGAACUACCUGAAGAAAAUUCUGGGGGAGUUAGCUAUGGUUCUAGAUCAAGUGGAGGCUGAGCUGGAGAAAAGAAAACUAGAGUAUCAAGGUCAAAAGUGUGAGUUGUGGCUAUGUGGACCUGAAUUUACACUAGCUGACGUCUGCCUCGGAGCUUUGUUGCACAGGCUCAAGUUCUUGGGACUUUCUAAGAAAUACUGGGAGGACGGCAGCCGAGCCAACCUGCAGUCCUUUUUUGUGCGUGUGCAAAAACGCUACGCUUUCCGCAAGGUCUUGGGCGACAUCCACACAACCCUUCUGUCUGCAGUCCUACCCAAUGCCUUCCGGAUGGUAAAAAAGAAGCCGCCGUCCUUCUUCGGGGCCUCUUUUCUCAUGGGCUCGCUGGGAGGAAUGGGCUACUUUGCCUACUGGUAUUUAAAAAAGAAAUACAUGUAGUGAAUGCCCUCUUGUUGUGUUAAAUGUCUGUGUAUUUGUGUGAUGUUUCAACUUUUCUGUAAUGUUUUAUGACUGCAGGAAAACAUAAUGAAUCUAUAUAGAGAACACUAUUACUUACCUGGGUGAACAAAGAAUAUUAAAACAUUCCAUAAUAAGAAAUUGUUGACAGCACAUUUUCUGGUAAUCAAGGCCUUCAUCGAGUUUAAUUUCUGGCAACUUGCGGCCGACAAGUCCUUGCUUAACUUUUGUUGCAGGCACGCAUCGGGUCUUCUUAUACUGAAAACUUAAAGGAGAAACCCAGACGAAAUGUUAAACACAGUAACACCAACAGGGGUUAACUGACCUUCGCAUGCCACUAUUACAGUCAUUACUCAUACCUGCUGUUCACUCCUUCAUCAGCCUGAGGUUCACCCACUAAAAACCGCAGGAAGAUGUUACAGGACACAGACUUUCUGUUAAGUGCUGCUGCCAGAAACUGCCAGAAUGAUGAAAGGAUGGAGGCAAACUUAAAGCUAUAGGUUGACAUUUGGGGAAAUUUGUUUUUAACUUUCUCACAGAGAUGUGGAUCCACUCUCAAGUCUGUCCGUUAAAUAUGAAGCUGUACAGCCAGGAGAUGGUUAGCCUAGCUUAGCAUAAAGCCUGCAAAGCUAGCUUUCGGAAAAAAAUAUAAACCCAGCAAUCUUUGAAAAACCCAGAAGGAUGGACUCCUGUUCUGAAGGUAUUGUGUGUGUGAACACUAAUUUUGAAGCUGGACCUAUCAGCUGGUUAGCUUAGCUUAGCAUUAUUACUGGAAACAAUGCUUAAAGACUCUUUUAACCUGUCUCCCAAGUUGUGACUGUAUUCUUUUUUUUAUUUUUUAUCUAAGUAGCCAGAAAUUACGCUCGGUUAGUCAAACAUAUACAUUAUUUCAUUUGAAAAUGUAAAAUAUUGAAAAGAAACACUUAUUUUUUUGUGCAGAAAACUUUCUUUUAUCCAGAUGGGCAGAAGUGUAUUUGACGAUUCAGGAAAUUUCAUUGGAACAAUUUUAUUAAAUGACCUUCUGGGUUUAUCAAAGAUUACUUGUAUACGUUCAGAAAGUAUUCAGACCCCGUCACCUUUUCACAUUAUGUUGAAGCCUUUUGCUCAAAUCUAUCUACACUCAAUAGCCAAAUAUGACCAGGAGAAAAACAGAUUCAUGAGUUUGUUUUGCAAAAGCAUUAAAAAGCAUUAAAAAGCAUUCAGACCCUUUGCGAUGAUACUUGGCAUUUAGCUCAGGUGUCUCCCGUUUAUCAUCUUUCAGAAGCUUUUACACCUUGUAAAAUUGGAUUCCACCUGAGGUCAAUUUCGACUGAUUGGACAUAAUUGGGAAAGGCACAAACCUGUCUAUUCAAUGACUCACAGCUGAGAAUGCACAUCAGAGCAGAAACAAUUGCAACAUACCAUGUAAAAAGUGAAGGAGCCUGAAUACUUUCUGAAUGCACUGUACAUGACGGGCACACAUUGGGGUUAUAUGUGUAAGCUAAAUUAUCAAGCUGCUGCAUACAAUUUUACGGACGGGCCUUGGAGCUGUCGAUCUUCUCUCGGCAAGAAUGUGAAUAACUGCAUUUCCCACAAUGUGGAACUACUCCUUUGAACUAACUGUACACCCUUCACACAGCAAAACACAAGAGACACACACUAAGUCAGUUUAUUUAGAGCACCACGGAGCAGGAGCAGGAGUUCAGACGAUACAAAACUUGGGUGUUUGAAAAGUUACACUUUGGCUGAACUGGUAGUAAAAUUGUAAAUUCUGCAUCUAUGUGCACAAAUAGUGUUGCAUUAGGUUUAGGAUGUAUAUCUCAUUGCAUGGGUACUUUCUCAUUGUGUACGCGUUUCGUGAUGGACGGACGCUGCCCAGAGGCAGAAUUUAUGAUCACUACCGAACAUUAAAACCACAGAGUUCCUAAAUAUUCUCUUGCUAACUGUAACCUUUGAAGCACCUGCACUGUACCGUGUGUUCAACAAUGGUCCUCCAGCAAUACGGAGCAAAGAAAAACUGGAUUUAACUGCUGUUUGUUUGUCGCCGACUCCUCCUGACAGAUGCAAGAUUGUUUUUACAGAUAGAUAUUUUUAAUUAUACAUUUGUUUCAUUAAUUUUACUGGGCUGAACUUUUAAUGAGAUUAAAGGUUGAAUAAGGGGAACAGGGGAGGAAAAGCUGACUCAUCUGAAGGCUUUAAAGGAGUAUGAUGAGAAACAAGAACCCCACCCCCCCCUUGGCUAGCCUUGCGAGCUGUCUUGCUGUUUGUCGAUGCAGUGUACAUUUCCCGCUCCACACUCUGUUCACCCCUAAUGGGAGCCUUUCUUCGUCAGAAUUCCAGGGUUUAACAUGUUCUAAUUCUGCUCCUGAACAGUGUGCUCUUUAGGUUUGACUCAUUAUGCGAGGUACUGGCUGGAGCUCUAAGCUGCUUUUGGUUUUAUGGCUGGCUAUACAGACAUUUCUUGCAGUAAGGAGUCAGUACAGUGUUUCUGUACAGCUCAAGCCUUUGAUAAUGAAAGGUCAUUUAUUUUCCCCCCAGUUAGGAGGCUCACUGUUUUCUCCGGCUACAGAAACUCGUCUCUGCAGGUGGUGAUUAGCUGCUGGGGCAGAAAACGUUGAAUCAAAGACGACGCCCAAUGCUCCUUUCAAAAGCAGCAUCCACUUGCUGUGUCACAGCCGAUAAUAAAUCUGAUUCUUGUGCAGAAAGCAGAGGUGUAGAAGCUGUAGUUCGCUGUGUUCAGUUUCAUGUUUGAUAUGGAUAGUGCUGUACAGCCGUUUGAAAAGAAGACGUUUGAGAUGUGCAUUAAAGGAAACAUGGAGGGUGUUUGGUUUCAAACUGUUUUUGCAUCACCAGCAGUGAUGUAAAUGGCACAAAAGAGAAGAUUUAAAAAAAUAUAUACAGUAUGUAUGAAUUUUUCCCAGUUUGGAAGUAAGGAAGAGGACACAAAGUGUAAAGUACUAUUUCCUGUUGCCAUUUAAUUAUAAAAUUUGCUUAAUUGUCAUUUAUGUUUACUUUUUGAUUCUCAGACACACUUCUUUUGUUAAUUGACGAAACAGCAGAUGACACUGCAGGGGGAAAUGUCAAGAGUCUUCACAAUCAGCCAAUCAUUGUGAAUGCUUCUCGAUUACAAGCACAGCGGUUCAGACUCCACUGCUUCUUCAGACUGAAAUCACGCCACCCGAGGGGUCGGAUCUGUACUUCUUUGAACACACACACAAAGAGUUCAAGUCAAGAAAUACUAGUUGUGAUUUGUGGCCAUUAUGUUUCACUAUAGUAUUUUUUUAUUUUUUACUUUUCAUUUUUUUUAUAUUUCUAUAUAUAUAUGCAUUUAUUUAUGGUGCUUUUUAUGAUGUUUGUUCAUAAGCCUUAAUUUAUUCAGUUGCCAUCAAUGACAAAUAAAUAAUGAAAAUGGAAGAAACAGAUCCUGGUUUUUAUUUUAACCUAUAUGUUCCUGCUCUAUAGAGCUUGUAACUGUGUAUUUGACACAUCAAGAAACUGCACACAUCAAUGCUAGAAAUCUAUAUUCAUAAAAAAUACCACUAUGAUCUACAUGUACCCAUAGAUAAGGCUGGUACCAAAACCAACACAUUUUUUAAACUUAUUUUAAUACUUUAUAACUUUCCUGCUCAGUCUGUGGCACUCAGACUCAAGCCCAUUGGAUUCUACUUAAACUUUCAGAUUAUUAAUAAAAGUAACUUCCUGGCAGCUCAUUAUAGAUUAUAGAGCAUUUGUUGGGGACGCUUUUCAGAUGCAGAAUAAAACAGAUUAUCCAGGGAGUACGUAUUGGAGCGGGACGCUGUGUAAGGGAGUGAAAAUAAAGGUCAGUGCCCAUAUCAAUCAUUGAUGUGUUUUUAAUAGUUUGGCGCUCCAUGGUACAGAGGAACAGUAUACAUCAGGCGUUUGAUCAAUU